Messenger RNA from Caretta caretta (loggerhead turtle), 8018 nucleotides. It is a transcript of the gene IQSEC1, whose product is annotated as IQ motif and Sec7 domain ArfGEF 1. Gene Ontology annotation, molecular function: guanyl-nucleotide exchange factor activity. Lineage: Eukaryota; Metazoa; Chordata; Testudines; Cheloniidae. Gene Ontology annotation, biological process: regulation of ARF protein signal transduction; actin cytoskeleton organization. The record is from RefSeq and is a predicted model, not a curated record.
GAGUGGCCCUGCCGGGGGGGUGAUUUAUUCCCCCCCACUCCGUCUCAAGUUCUCAGCGCAGCAGCCCGGCCAGCGCCUCCCGCCCCUUCCCAAAGCCUCCAAGGGGUGGGGAGGUCGGUGGCCGGCCAGGCCAUGGAGAGCCCGGCGGAGAACCCCAGCAAGGCGGCGGGGUACCUGAAGGAGCUGAACAAGAUCAUCGAGACGCAGCAGGAGCUGCUGGAGAAGCAGAAGCGGAGGAUCGACGAGCUGGAGCAGCAAGUGGCCAAGUUGUACCACGAAAACGCCUGCCUGCAGGACGAGCAUCACAGACACCUGGCCACAUGCAGGCUGCAACAGGGCAUCCUCCCUGCGUACCCGGCGGGGCCAGGGCCGUCGAUCCUGGGGGCCAUCCAGGAAAACGCACAGCACGAAAAGUCUGAAGGUGAAAGCUCAAGAAGCGUCAGGUCUAUAAAUACUCUGCACCAGUUUUGCUGUCCAGCACCAUUGUACCAUACCCAGCUAACUGUCCCUGCCACACAUUCAGAGUACAGGAGCUCGUUGGAAACAAGAAGCAGCAUCUCAACUGAUCCACUAAGUGUUGAAGGCGAAGCUCCAAGUAGUGAAACUGGCACAUCUUUGGAUAGCCCAUCUACUUACCAUCAAGGACCUAUAACCCAUAGUUCGGCUAUAAGCCCAGACCAUUACGACCAUUCUGCUUACGGGCUGUAUUCUGUCUCACCUGGGCAGCAAAGAUCUCGGAGGCCUAAGCUUCAGCACUCAACAUCAAUACUGAGAAAACAAGCAGAGGAAGAAGCUAUUAAAAGGUCAAGAUCACUUUCUGAGAGCUAUGAACUCUCCUCAGACCUACAAGAUAAGCAGGUGGAAAUGCUAGAACGGAAAUAUGGGGGCCGUCUCAUAACUAGACAUGCUGCUCGUACUAUACAAACAGCUUUUCGCCAGUAUCAGAUGAACAAAAAUUUUGAGCGGCUUAGAAGUUCUAUGUCUGAAAAUCGUAUGUCAAGACGCAUUGUGCUGUCCAAUAUGAGAAUGCAGUUUUCCUUUGAAGGACCUGAGAAAGUCCAUAGCUCCUACUUUGAAGGGAAGCAAGUUUCUCUUACAAAUGAUGGGUCAAAAAUAGGAGCCCUUGUCCAAUCUGAAUGUGGUGACCUUGGAGAAUCGGCCACAAUGAAAUCUCCAGCAGCAUCCACUGAUUUUGCUGAUGCUAUAACAGAACUGGAGGAUGCUUUUUCAAGGCAGGUCAAAUCUCUUGCAGAAUCAAUCGAUGAUGCACUAAAUUGCCGUAGUCUACAUUCUGAUGAAGUCCAGACUCCUGAUCAAGUCAGAAGUCGUGAAAUGGAGAGGGAUAGUUGUAGUCAAAUUAAGCCAGCAAUCCAUAACGUGGAUCACAGGAAACUUGAUGAGAUGACCGCAUCAUAUAGUGAUGUUACAUUAUACAUUGAUGAGGAAGAGCUAUCUCCACCUCUUCCCCUUUCCCAAUCAGUGGACAGACCAUCUAGCACAGAAUCUGACUUGAGGCUUCGGUCAGUGAACUCUUCUCAAGAGUACUGGUCCAUGACCCACAAGGAUGAUAAGAUAGACACUGAUACAAGCUGCAGGAGCACCCCUUCGCUGGAAUGCCAGGAGCAAAGGAUGAGAAUGGAUCAUCUGCCAUUGCUAACCAUAGAACCACCUAGUGACAGUUCAGUGGACUUAAGUGAUCGCUCAGAAAGAGGCUCAUUAAAGAGACAAAAUGCAUAUGAUCGGGGAAUCACUAGUCAGCAAGGAAGCCCAAAACAUAUCCCACAUGGUAUUCCUACCAAGAUUAUAUCCCGAGAAGAACAGGAGGCUAGACACAAGCCAAGGCCUAUUGAUAGUCACUUAGCAAUUAAUGGCACAGCAAAUAGGCAAAGCAAAUCAGAGUCUGAUUAUUCUGAUGGUGACAAUGACAGCAUCAAUAGCACUUCCAAUUCUAACGACACAAUAAAUUGCAGCUCUGAGUCCUCUUCUAGAGACAGCCUAAGGGAACAAACCUUAAGCAAACAAACGUACCAUAAAGAAACUCGGAACAGCUGGGAUUCGCCUGCCUUCAGUAAUGAUGUUAUCCGAAAACGCCAUUAUAGGAUUGGACUGAACCUUUUUAAUAAAAAACCUGAAAAAGGAGUCCAGUACCUAAUUGAAAGAGGUUUUGUGCCGGACACUCCAGUUGGUGUCGCCCAUUUUCUCCUGCAAAGGAAAGGUCUCAGCAGACAGAUGAUUGGAGAGUUUUUGGGCAAUCGACAGAAGCAGUUCAACCGAGAUGUAUUGGACUGUGUUGUGGAUGAGAUGGACUUCUCAGCAAUGGAACUGGAUGAAGCACUCAGGAAAUUUCAGGCUCAUAUCCGUGUUCAAGGAGAAGCUCAGAAAGUAGAACGACUCAUUGAAGCUUUUAGCCAGCGAUACUGUAUCUGCAAUCCUGGCGUUGUGAGACAGUUCCGAAAUCCUGAUACCAUCUUCAUCCUAGCUUUCGCAAUCAUAUUGUUAAACACAGACAUGUAUAGCCCAAAUGUGAAACCAGAACGCAAGAUGAAGCUUGAAGAUUUUGUUAAGAAUCUAAGGGGUGUAGAUGAUGGUGAAGAUAUCCCACGAGAGAUGCUGAUUGGAAUAUAUGAGCGAAUCCGCAAACGGGAACUGAAGACAAAUGAAGAUCAUGUAUCCCAGGUCCAAAAGGUCGAAAAACUCAUCGUAGGAAAGAAACCAAUUGGAUCUCUGCAUCAUGGACUUGGUUGUGUUCUCUCUCUACCCCACCGGAGACUUGUUUGCUACUGUAGGUUGUUUGAAGUUCCAGACCCAAAUAAACCUCAGAAGCUUGGUCUGCACCAGCGAGAAAUAUUUUUAUUUAAUGACCUCCUUGUGGUCACCAAGAUCUUUCAAAAGAAGAAGAAUUCGGUCACGUACAGUUUUCGACAGUCCUUUUCCCUCUAUGGAAUGCAAGUUCUUCUUUUUGAAAAUCAGUAUUAUCCAAAUGGCAUACGGCUUACAUCAGCUGUUCCAGGAGCAGAUAUCAAAGUCCUAAUAAAUUUCAAUGCACCCAAUCCUCAGGAUAGAAAGAAAUUUACGGAUGACUUGAGAGAGUCUAUUGCAGAAGUUCAAGAAAUGGAAAAGCACAGAAUAGAGUCUGAGCUAGAAAAACAGAAAGGUGUGGUACGUCCAAGCAUCUCCCAGUGCUCCAGCCUCAAAAAAGAAUCUGGCAAUGGGACGCUGAACAGAGCCUGCCUGGACGACAGCUAUGCCACUGGGGAGGGACUGAAAAGGAGUGCACUCAGCAGCUCCCUUAGAGACCUCUCUGAAGCUGGCAAGCGUGGGCGUCGCAGCAGUGCAGGAUCGCUAGACAGCAAUAUGGAAGGGUCCAUCAUUAGCAGUCCUCACAUGCGCCGAAGAGCUACAUCAACCCGAGAGUGUCCAUCUCGCCCUCACCAGGCUAUGCCUAACUCUUCCUCACUCCUAGGUUCCUUAUUUGGUAGUAAAAGGGGGAAGCCACCUUCCCAAGGCCAUCCACCAUCUGGCCCAUCGCAGCAGCCUCAGCACCCACCUGUAAUCCCACAUCAGCAACACUCUCAGCAUCCUUCUGCCAUGCACCAUGCAGGGCCAGCUGAGACGCAGGCACAAGUGCACACUCACCAUUCACAGUACUGUCACAUGCAGCAGAACCCACCCCCUUAUCAUCACCAUCACCACUAUCAUCCUCCACAGCACAUCCAGCACACGCACCAGUACCAUCCACAUGUGCCUCAUUCCCAGCAUGCAGCACAUUCUUCUUACAUGCAGCACCCUCAUUCACAACAUACCCACCCUCCGCACCCUCCAUUGCCCCCCCCUCACCCUGGGCACUCUUCUCAUUCCCAACAUGCUCAGCAUCACCAUGGACAGUCAGCUCCUCCUUCCACUUCAAGCAGCGCUAAGCCCAAACACAGUGGCAUCAGCACAAUAGUCUAGAAGUAUUUGUCCUAAUAAUGGUAGUUUUAGGCACGGUUAUAAAGGCACUUAAAGGAAGCAGCAAAUAAAAUGUGGAUUUUUACCCAGCCAAACAAUUUUUGACUUCUGCAAGCUUAAGGACUUGCUGUUACUAAAUACAACCAUUUGAAUUAGUGUGAUCAAUAUUGGUUUUACUUAUCUCUUCAGCGGAGGCUUGCCUUCUGUCCAGUCCUUAUCUUCAAUUGCCUUGAAAACAUGCUGCUUACUGAAUACAAGUUAAGCUUCCUUUUUCACCAAAUCCCAUGACAAUUUUACAUGCAUAAUAAAAACAUAACCUAUUAAAAAAAAAAGUGAUUCAGAACCAAGUGUUGCAUUCUUGCUCUUUUAUUGUCAAUAGGCAAAAAAAUAAGUAGACCUGAUAUGGUUGAUGAAAGUACGUAAGUAAACUUUAUGUAAUAUAAAUAUAUAUAUAAAUAUAUAUAUACUGUAUAGUUAACAUUUGUGCUUCGAAAGCAAAUUUUUCAGUCCACAAAACUAGCAAUAUAGACUUUACACGGAAUUACACUUACUUGAUAGAAGGACAGUAACAAUAUAGCAUAUGAAAGAGUAGACCAAAAACUUUAAAUGCUAGGAAUAAAUUUCAGACAUUUCAGUAUUUUAAUUUAAAAGUCCUCUAGACAUAUUAAGACUCUAAGCAAUCAUUACUAAAAUGUGCCAAGUAACAUAGUAUUUAACUGUUGUAGUAAAAUAUUGCUUUGUAUAAAUCCUUAUUUUUAUUAACAUAAUAUCAUAUGUAAUCAGUAUUAUAACUGCUCUGCUAUUUCAGGAAAGCAAACUAGUUAAGAUGCAGUAACUAUACAGUAGCAACAUGGGAUGACCAUUUACCACUGGUUAUCUUAAAGCAUUGGUUACACAAAUUCUUAGACACUUUAAAGGCUGUGAUAACUGUGAAUUUACAUGAUCCGCAUUUCUUUUAUAUGCAUAUGAUUUUAUGAACACAUAUGAAGAGUUACAUGAAAGGUGCAUGCCUACACUGCAAAAACAUUCAUCUCAAACAUGAUGAAAAUUACAAACACCCAUCCUUCUCAGUCACUUCAUUUUCCUAUUUACCAUGACUUGCUCAUUUUUUCAGUUAAAAUGAACUAUAAUCUGACAGUGUUUCCAGAUGGAACUGCUCUAAAAUUUUAAGGUGUAUUUUAGUAUCUAGUAUAGUGUGGUUAUUUGGUUUUGGUUUUGGUUUUUUUAGUAGUGUAAUUCCAUAUAGCCAUAUGCUAGCGGCAAAGUGGGUUCACCAUUUUUACUCAUCACAUUUGUUAGUUUACACAGCACUCAGCAGGCUGAGUUUAUGCUCAAACCCUCACUGUCCCACUCCAAUUAGUUGCAAGACAUCAUAUAAAAGCAGGCUGUGCUGUUGUUGUUUGUGUUGUAAUCAAGCCGUUUGCAAAUUCAUAUGAGAUUUUGUAUCCCUGAAUCCUGUACAAAGUCAUACAUGGAGCAUACUUUGUAGUUUCAGCAUUUUGAGCCACUGCAAGGACUUUACACCUAAAUGGUAGAAACAAAGGAACCACAACUGCAAAACUACACCAGCUAAAAUGCAAAACUUGAAGAAGGGAAAAAAAGAAGUUCCCGUGUGAGAUGGGUAAAAAGAAGUCGGAAAAGAACCAGAUCUGUCUGUUUAUUUGAACAAUACAAAUAUAUAGUAGCGUUGUAUAAGGAAAGGAUGAACUUUCCGUAUUGAGUUACUUUUGGUAUCUUUAAUUUGGUUUUUCCCCUCCCCGUUUCUCCUACAGUUGAUAUCCUAAUACCAGCAAAACUGCAAACUGAGCACUUUGUUAAUCUUCAUAAAGAGCAAAUAUAGCAAUCUAGAGUUUAGCCUUUUGCUAAAAUCUGUCCAUGUUUGUUCCCCCGUGUGCAAUAUCUUUGAUCCCUUUUGCUCCUAUAAAUUAAUCUUACAUGAAAUGAGAAUAACACAAAUAUUUUUUAAUAUCAUUCAAGCUAUCCUAAAUUCUGUGUCUUGCCUUACGAGGCUGAUCUGGGCCCUCGGAGGCUCUAUUCCUUGCAGUUUAAAAAAUACUGUUCUUGUAAGGGAAAGUAGAAUUGUCUGCAUGUCCUCUAACAUUAAUAGUGUGAGGCUACACUCUACAUAUUGUAUAUUUGCACAAUACAUCAGUGUUACUGUUGAUAUUAGUUGAAGUAAAGGGAUACAUAUUUAAAUAUGUCUGCUUUUCUUCAUACCUGUGUACCAAUAGUAGAGUCUAACUGUAAUUUAUAGGUUGUUCCAGAAAAGAUAAAGAUACCAUUCAGGUACAAAAGUCUUUCUGAAACCACAUCUUUUAAUGAAAACUGAGGUAAAAAUGCUCCUCUCCAUCGCAUACUAUAUAUUCUGAACUUGUUCUGUAUGCAGAAUUAUUGAUGUCAGUGAAAGUGCUGUGUGCUGAACAAGUGCAAAAUAUGUACUGGAGAUCUGCAUUGUACCAUGGAGAGGAAGAUUUGGCCCCAGAUAUGUUGUUUAGUUAGCAUGCAAUGCCUUAAGUAUUUUAGCACUGAAAUACUUCACAUUUGUUUGGUUUGGUUUCACAUUACCCCUUAGGUUCAUUUAAGAAAGGCGUAACAACAAAUAGCCUUAGAUUUACACUGUGAGCCAGGUUUUAAUUUUGGCAGGUGCAAUUGAUGACGUGCAAAAGCUGUCACAAAUUUUGUACGUGCAAGAAACCAUCUGCACAUGAUUUUAUGCGCGCGCGCAUACACACACAUACUGGGGAGGGCCUACUUAGUAGGCCCACUAAUUCCACAGGGAAAAUCAGAGGCCAUCUUGUGGCUGCUAAAAGUAUUGGGUCCUUUUAAGAGCACAAUAUUUGAAAACUUUCUCAUAGUUUAAAAUCAUUGAGAAGAAACACAGUAUGCUCAUUAUUUCUUUCUUUUUGGAACUGAUUACCUUUAACAAACGUCUUGGUGUCAGCAUAAGUCUUAAGAACCUCACUACUACUACUUUAGGAGAACAGCCUAACAUGUCAGAAUACAUCUGAGAUUAUUAGUUGCACACAACACCACAGAUCACGCCUAGAAUGAGAAGAUGACCGUAUUCUGUUACUGUGUGCAUUGGAGAAAACGAAAUAGUAGACGUUGAAAGGUUUUAGUCCUAUUUCCUUAUUGAUUAAAAAUUAGCAUAGAUCACUACCGGGGCCCAUGUUUCUCUGUUCCCAUGAAUAAUAUGGCUAAGUAAUAGUGUCAGUUUGAAAGAGUGAAAGGGAAACCGAAAGAAUGCAGAUCACAAAAACCACAGAUCUUUUCUGGGACAACGAUCAAAUAUGUAUUUGGGUUUUUUAAUUUUUUUAAGUUCAUGAAAUGUACAACAAUGUAAAAAAACCAAGUUCAUCCUAAUAUAAUGUACGUCUUGUAUUGCUAAAAAAAGUCUUCAAACAUACAGUGUAGAAUGAUUUUCCCAUCAUGUACUGCAUGCAGCAGAAGCCUCUUGUUUCUUGAUAAAAUGAGCUGAAAGACAGUCAGCAGAUAUUUAAACAAUGAAUCUCUAAAUGUUGACUUGCUGUUCCAUAUGAAGCUGUGUGUUUUCUGCAGUUAAGCAUGCAUUUUGCUGUUUCCGUUGUAAAAUAUCAUUGCACUUGUUGCCUGCAAAAUGAGUUAGUGUGUAUAUAGUUAAAAGAAAAAUGAAACCAAUAACAAGAUUAAAUUGCGGGGAGGGGGUGGAGGAUGUUGGAAGUGGGACCAAGUAGGGGCAAUAGAUAAUUCUCUAAAUUGUAUAUAGUGUGUAAAUUAGUAUUACUAUAAGUCUGCAGUCACUUUGAGGUUGCAUACAGUACCUAUCUCCUGCUAGGAACUUUAAUCCAGCUUUGAGUUGUAUUAAACUGUUAGAAUUAGGUCUUGAAUGCAGACUGUUAAAGACUUCAGGAAACAUCAUGCUCACAAGAAGCUUCUGUUCUGGGGAGGCUCAAGACCCAUUUUGUAAUUGCAGGGAAGAAAGGAGUGCUUUCAUUUUAAUAUGCAUUCUGUUUGUAAGUAGUAACAGGCCCUAUCGAUGUAAAACUAUAACUGUGAUCAUGUGGAGAAAUCAAAUAAAUCAUUUAAAACUC